Dromaius novaehollandiae (emu) is the source of this 1607-nucleotide messenger RNA. RefSeq names its product carnosine N-methyltransferase 2-like. Gene Ontology annotation, molecular function: N-methyltransferase activity. The record is from RefSeq and is a predicted model, not a curated record. NCBI's taxonomy places the organism in Eukaryota, Metazoa, Chordata, Aves, Casuariiformes, Dromaiidae. The transcript is spliced from 7 exons. The coding region runs from base 149 to 1120 and encodes 323 amino acids.
UCGGCUAACCAAGAAAUUUUGAUUUUCUUCUGUUGUAGUCAAAGAACACAAACAGUUUUGAUUAUCAAGUGAGGAAAGUUUGUCCUGGAGUAUCUUCCUUUUACUCUGCAUUCCCAGUGCAGCUUGAAAAAACCUACAGGUUCUUCAAAUGACUGAAAUGCUGUGCUUUCCUUACAGGAAUAGCUUCUGCAGCAUGAGCUUUGAAGCAGAGAUUCUGACGGCUCCACACGAUAAUUCAGAGCUAUACGUAGUCCCUUCCAUGAGAAGUCUCAUGGCCGAGGAGUACGUGGAGGCCUUCAAGUCAUUUCUGGAUCACUCUACGGAGCACCAGUGCAUGGAGGAGUUCAACAAGCGAGAAAUGCCCCACAUCAUGGCUGGUCUGGGCAAUGGGAAAUCCACCCUAAAUGUCCUGGGAGUCGGCAGCGGCACAGGUGAGCAGGACUUGAAAAUGAUCCGGAUCCUGCAGGCCGAACACCCAGGGGUCUUCAUUAACGCAGAAAUCAUAGAGCCCAACGCACAGCACGUGGCAGCGUACAAAGAGUUGGUUAAUCGAGCUCCCGAUUUCCAGAAUGUCUCUUUUAUGUGGCACCAGCUCACUUCCUCUGAGUAUGAGCAACAGGUGAAAGAGAAGAGCACCCAGAAGAAGUUUGAUUUCAUCCAUAUGAUUCAGAUGCUGUACCGUGUCGAAGAUAUUCCUAAUACGAUCAAGUUUUUCCACAGCUGCCUAGACCACCAUGGUAAACUCCUGAUCAUAAUUUUGUCAGAUAGUAGCGGAUGGGCCACCUUAUGGAAGAAGUACAGACACUGCUUGCCUUUAACCGACAGCGGCCACUACGUUACCUCCAAUGACAUUGAAGAUAUUUUGAAGAGAAUCGGGGUUGAAUACCAAGUUUAUGAGUUCCCAUCGGGCUGGGACAUCACGGAGUGCUUUAUCGAGGGGGAUCUGGUUGGAGGCCACAUGAUGGAUUUCCUAACGGGGACGAAAAACUUCUUGGGCACUGCACCCGUGGACUUGAAGAAGCGUCUCCGAGAGGCUCUCUGCCAGCCCGAAUGCAGCAGCAGGAAGGACGGGAGGAUCAUCUUCAACAACAACCUGAGUAUGAUUGUAGUUGAAUCCUAAGGUCUGGGCCAGCUGCAGAAGACAAACGGGGUGGGUGUAGGGGCAGUGCUCUGCCCUAGCAGGGGGUAGUGUAGAAAGGAGGCAACUGGCAAAAUCUGAGAGGAGGUAGGCGAGGAAGAGAGGUUCAGCUCGCAGCCUCCUGCUCACAGCCGGCAUUGAUGCAGCUGGGCUCAAUACUGUGGAUGAGCUCUUUGUCCCACUGAGGUCAACGGGGCCAAGAUUUCACCCCAGAUAUUUAGGCCAGCCGUAGGAGAUCUACAAGGUCUGGGCUUUGCGUGUUUCCAGGUGGGAGCCCAUGGCACGAGUUCGCACCGCCUGACCGUGUGUCGUGGGCAGUCAGUGCGUACCAGCUGGGGAAGUCCUGCUCCACCACAGGGCUGUCCAGGGACUAGCGUAGCUGCUCAGAAGAAAGAGUUAUGCCUAAUUAAAAGCCUACAGGGAGAUCUUUUUAACAGUAUAUGUACUGUCGGUGGUUUUCACACUGGGA